Messenger RNA from Caenorhabditis bovis, 1362 nucleotides. The record is from the annotation of a GenBank genome assembly. Lineage: Eukaryota; Metazoa; Nematoda; Chromadorea; Rhabditida; Rhabditidae.
AUGAAUGAACUUCAGGAAAGUCCGGCACUGGCUUGUCCUGCGCCACUCAUUGCACCCGCGCCCACGCGCGCAUCUCCCUGGACCGCAGCACUGGCAUCACCGCAUCAGCCCACACUGUUUGGGCCGUCGACUUUGUCAUCGUCACUUCCAUCUGCGUUUUCCGUCGUUUCGCCAUCAAACAACACACUUUCCGGGUCAACGAUCUAUAAUCAGUUUAUGUGCCUACCGAGUUUGCUUGAAAGCAUUUCAGCACAGGAAUUCAUUCGAUCUUCUAUGAACCCUCCUCCAAAAAAGCCGAUUCCUAACGAUAACGCCAACGUUGAUUUGGGAUGUUAUCGCGUGAAAGAUCCCGAAGAUUGGGAAAAUGAUGACGUUGUUGGAUGGCUUCUUGAUCUCGCCAAAUCGCACAAUAUCCCUUUUGAGGAUAUCAAUAUGCAUCGGUUUGCCUUAUUACGAGGACGUGAUUUGCUCAAGAUGCCUGAAAAUGAUUUCGUCGAUCGCGAUGCGAAUUUUGGUCGUUUGAUCUUCGAGGAGUUUCGAAAAACGUUGCUCAACUCAGAAGAUACGACGCUGGAUAAAGCUCUAAACACAUUUGCCGAUGAUGAGGUUCCAUCGACAAGCUCGCUCGAUUUGGUUCUUCAGCCGAUGAUCAAUACGAUUGCGGCGUCGCAAUCAACGGCAACACAUUUCAAUCAUAUGCAACAGAUUAAUCAGCUUAGUCAAGCGUUAACAAACGCGCAAGCGUCGUUCAACCAGAAUCUACUCGGCCAACCGACCUUGAAUCCGUCGCUUGCUUCAAGCUUGGCCGCUGGCUUGACAGCUGGCAUUAGCCCGAUCAACGUCGGAUACAUUCAUAAUGGCUUGAACCCAACCUCGCCGCUUAUCAGCACACAAAUUCAUCAGCCGAAGGUGUCUCCGAUCAUGAAGUACACACCAUCAGGUCCAAUUAACGUCGACUAUGAUGUUUCAGAAGAUCGCUCGACAUCCAGCAAUGACUUGAAGAUCAAGAAGAACAAGGAUGGAAAGCCGAGAAAGCGUUCGCAACAUACCAAGGGAAACAAACUUUGGGAGUUCAUUCGGGAUGCUCUUAAGGAUCCCGUCACCUGCCCGUCUGUUGUUAGAUGGGAGGACCCGGUUGAAGGUGUGUUCCGAAUUGUAGAGUCCGAGAAACUUGCCCGUCUCUGGGGGGAUCGCAAGAACAACACUAAAAUGACAUAUGAGAAGCUUAGCCGCGCGAUGAGGACGUAUUAUGAGAAGCAGAUCCUUGUUCCGGUACCAAAAACCGGAUUGUACCCGAAGAAGCUCGUGUAUAAAUUUGGACCUGGAGCGCAUGGAUGGGAAGUUAAGCGCGAGAUGCGAUAA